UUACAAAAGACUUGGCUAGUACCCUUUGCCUCCUCAAUAAAACGAGGGAAUAAACAAAAAAAAAAUCAACUUUGACAUUGGCAACAACAUCGUUUUGACUAACGAUGAAGCCAUGAAAUUUAAAAAAAAGUUUGUUUUGGGUUGAUUAGAUUUAUUUAAUACAGUUUUAUUAUAAGUAUAGAUUUUUUCAUUGAACAGUAAACGCUUUCUUUUCCAUUUCUCGUGGAAAUAGUGUAUGAUAAUAACUGAUGAUAAUUAUUUUUCUCCUGCAUUAUUUCUUGUACAAAAAUAGUACAGUAUUAGAAUUCACUUAAAUAAUUAUUUAGGUAAUCUAUAAUGGGUGGUAAAACCCUGGCUUUAACAUUUAAUAUUACAGCAGAAUGUAAAACUACGAGAGCUCGAGUAGGUUUGAUGAAAUUACCUAAUUAUGAGGUUAAUACACCGGUUUUUAUGCCUGUUGGAACACAGGGAACUAUGAAAGGUUUGUUACCAGAUCAGCUUGAGGAUUUGGAUUGCGAGAUAAUCCUGGGUAACACAUAUCAUUUGGGGAAUCGACCUGGAACUGAAGUACUGCAAAAGGCUGGUGGUUUACACAAAUUCAUGGGUUGGAAUAGAGCUCUUUUAACUGAUUCUGGUGGUUUUCAAAUGGUAUCACUGUUAAAAUUGGCAGAAAUAACUGAGGAUGGAGUAAAUUUCAGAUCACCCUAUGAUGAUUCCGAAAUUAUGCUAAGUCCAGAAAAGUCUAUAGAAAUUCAAAAUUGUAUUGGAGCUGAUAUAAUCAUGCAAUUAGAUGAUGUUGUGCAAACAACAUUCCAAAAUUAUGAUCGCAUCAAAGAAGCCACUGAGAGAACAAGUCGCUGGCUUGACCGUUGUCUUGCGGCUCACAAAAGACCUACAGAGCAAAGUAUAUUUCCUAUAGUCCAGGGACUUCUAAACCCAGAGUUAAGAGAGCAAAGUGCUAGACAACAUAUGUCAAAAGAAGUAAAUGGUUUUGCAAUCGGAGGUUUGAGUGGCGGUGAAGCCAAGGACGAUUUCUGGCCAAUGGUCAGUUUAUGUACAGGCAUUUUAGACAAAAAGAGGCCACGGUAUCUGAUGGGUGUAGGACUAGCAAUCGACCUGGUCAUAUGUGUUGCACUUGGAGUUGACAUGUUUGACUGUGUUUUUCCAACUAGAACUGCUAGGUUUGGUUGUGCAUUGAUAAAUAAAGGCCAGCUUAAUCUUAAGCAGAAGCAGUAUGAGAUUGAUUUGAGACCUAUUGACAAGGAUUGCUCAUGUACUACUUGUCAAAACUACACAAGAGCAUAUCUACACAGUAUUGUCACAGCAGAAACGGUCGCAUGCCACCUUAUCUCAGUGCACAACAUUGCUUUUCAGAUGCGUUUAAUGAGGACCAUGAGGGAAAACAUUACUAAAGGCACAUUUCCCCAAUUUGUGCAGACAUUUAUUGAUGAACUAUACUCUGGAGGGAAUUAUCCGAAUUGGGUUGUCAAUUCCUUGAAAUCAGUUGGAAUAAAUAUUGUACAGAGCUAAA
Plodia interpunctella (Indianmeal moth) is the source of this 1531-nucleotide messenger RNA. RefSeq names its product tRNA-guanine transglycosylase (gene Tgt). The transcript has 6 exons. The record is from RefSeq and is a predicted model, not a curated record. Gene Ontology annotation, molecular function: tRNA-guanosine(34) queuine transglycosylase activity. Bases 337 to 1530 code for a protein of 397 amino acids. NCBI's taxonomy places the organism in Eukaryota, Metazoa, Arthropoda, Insecta, Lepidoptera, Pyralidae. Gene Ontology annotation, cellular component: cytosol.